AUGGUACACCACGUGGGACAUGCCACCUUGAUGAGUCCAACCGCAGUGGUUCUUUGGAUGGUCGCAGGGAUGGCCUGGACAUUCAGAGAUCAUACCUGCCCAUGCAACCAACGAUGUCCAACUGAUGACCUUUACUCUAAAGAGAACAUCAUAGACAACCUGCUGUAUGAAGAAAACAGGCUGUCGGGGCUGACAUUGGCAGAGCGGAGAUCACCGGAUGUCCUGAGGG
Penaeus vannamei (Pacific white shrimp) is the source of this 229-nucleotide messenger RNA. The record is from RefSeq and is a predicted model, not a curated record. Lineage: Eukaryota; Metazoa; Arthropoda; Malacostraca; Decapoda; Penaeidae.